AUGGCUAAUGAAACCAACCAACACUCAUUUGCAGGUGCUGCAACAUCCGCCAUGCCAUCAGAGAGUUUUUAUAACUAUGCAGUAACUUCACCAACUUCUUCAGAGGUAAUUUACAGCAAUGACGUACAAAUGAAGGAUUUAGAGCAGGCUAGCUCAAAAGAUAUAUUUCAGCAAAAAAGUAGCACACCACGAUUAAAACCGUUGUUAGAAGAAGAUGGAUUGAUUGAAACUUCCGAACAUCAGAAUGAAAAACGGAAAUUGAAUGAUAAUGGGCCGAUUGUAGAUAAUUUAAAGUACACUGACAAAAACGUCAGUUUCGGCCACUUGCAACCGUGGAGCAUAGCCUUUACUGUAAUAGGAACAGUUCUUCUUGAUUUUUGUUCUGAUGCAUGCCAGUCUCCUUCAAGGACAUACCUGUUAGAUGUAACUAUUCCUGAAGAUCAUGCUGCUGGUCUAAGCACUUUCACGUUAAUGGCUGGACUUGGAGGAUCGGUUGGAUACUUUAUGGGAGCUGUGCAUUGGGAAAAUACUGCAUUUGGGAAGUUCUUGGGAGGACAAGUGAGUGUUGUGUUUCUUAUCGUCACAAUAGUAUUUGUUAUCUGUCUUGUUUCAACCAUCUGCAGCUUCCCAGAAAUUCCCUUACCACUUCUCAAAGACGAAAAAGUGUUCCUGGAAUAUCAGACAAAACUUCAGUCUGCAAAAGAAUUAGAACUUGGGUGCGAAACCAUCGAAAUGGACUGCAAGCGUAAGGAUUAUGGUUCAACGAUGCAAUCUCCAAGGGAGGACAAUGGUCCUGUAGAUGAACAACAAACUCAACAAAAGUUAGAAAAUGCAGAGGAACGUGGACAUUAUGAUACUCCGAAAGUUGUUGUUUCCGAAGCUCCUGCGGAACAAGAUACGCUUCCUCCAGAAGACCACCCGACUUUGAAACAAUAUCUAAGGUCCAUCAUCCACAUGCCUAACUCAUUGAGAGUUCUCUGUCUCACCAACUUGUUCAGCUGGAUGUCUUUGGUUUGUUAUUCAUUGUACUUCACAGACUUUGUUGGGGAGUGCGUGUAUGGUGGUGACCCGGCAGCUCCAGAAGACUCGGAAAUACAUAAACUGUUUAAAGAUGGAGUUCAAUUCGGAUGUUUUGGCAUGGCAUUGUAUUCCAUAUCUUGUUCCUUCUAUUCAUACUUCAUAGAAGCAUUAGUGGAAAAAUUCGGGGCAAAACGAAUCUAUACUGGUGGUCACCUAGUCUAUUCCGUCGGUAUGGUUCUGAUGGCCGUGUGCAGACACCCCGCUGCUGUGAUUCUUCUCUCGCCCACCGCCGGAGUUAUGUAUUCCACACUUUUCACGAUGCCCUACUUGCUGAUUGCUCACUACCAUUGCUCUGGAAAGUUUCGGGAAGACAAAAGCGGGCCGUAUUGCGGGAUUCGAGGAAUUGGCACAGAUGUGGCCGCAGUCAGCAGUAUGGUUUUUCUGUCACAAUUCAUUUUGUCUUUAUCUAUGGGAAGCAUAGUGGAAUUGGUGGGAUCUAACGUUGCAACUGUCUGUGCUUCAGCCAUCCUCAGCUCGUGUGGUGCUAUUUCUGCAACGCAAGUCCUCUACCUUGACAUGUAAUCAUUAUCUUUGU
Uloborus diversus is the source of this 1615-nucleotide messenger RNA. RefSeq names its product proton-associated sugar transporter A-like. Gene Ontology annotation, biological process: transmembrane transport. Bases 1 to 1602 code for a protein of 533 amino acids. Gene Ontology annotation, molecular function: sucrose:proton symporter activity. The transcript is spliced from 4 exons. Gene Ontology annotation, cellular component: membrane. The record is from RefSeq and is a predicted model, not a curated record. NCBI's taxonomy places the organism in Eukaryota, Metazoa, Arthropoda, Arachnida, Araneae, Uloboridae.